UUGUUGUCAGUUAUCUUGUCAAAUCGUUUUGACGUGUAAUAGCAGCUGUCACAAAAUAUUACGAAUUGUUUUCCUAUUUUCCUAAUAAUGAGAAAGAAAAAGUCGUGCAAAGUGACGAAUAAAUUGGACUAAGUUUUUCAAUUUUACAAAGGGACAUUUAUUCAGAAACAAAAUGGUUUUAAUGACAAUGAUCGCCAGGGUCGUCGACGGCCUACCGUUAGCAGCUACAAUGCAAGAGGAUGAGCAGAGCGGCUGCAAUGUACUGGAGUAUCAGAAUCAAGCUAAAAUGCUGUUUAGGAAACUAGGUCCCCAGUCACCAAUUCGCUGCUCCAUAGAAACUGGGCCCUACCUCUUUCACUAUUUAAUAGAGAAUGAGAUCUGUUACCUGGUGCUCUGUGAACGAAACUACAGUAAAAGACUUGCAUUCAGCUAUUUAGAAGAGAUAGCACAAGAGUUCUACCACCAAUACGGAAAAAGAGUGAACACAGUAACGAGGCCGUACACAUUUAUAGAAUUCGAUACGUGGAUGCAGCGAACACGCAAGCAGUACGCGGAGGGCGGGGCGCGGGCCCGCCGCUCCGGCGCGGCCGCACAGCUCGGCGGCCAGCUGGGCGACGUGCAGCGUAUCAUGAUGCAGAACAUCGACGAUGUGCUGCAACGCGGCGCCGUGCUCUCUGAGUUGGACACAAAGACACAGAACCUUUCUAUGAUGUCACAGAAGUACAAGAAGGACGCCACCUACCUGAACACAAAGUCAAUGCUAGUGAAGGUGACCGCGGGGGCAGUUAUACUACUUGUGUUUGUGCUCUACUUCUGGGUGCUGUAGCUCUACACUCCUACCUUACUGUCAAUGCAACCAAUAUUGUGAUGAAUGUCUGUCUAUACCUCACAACACUGCUACUAUGUAAUAAAAUGGUUGAUGUUAUUGCCAACACAAAAGUUUUAGAAAUAAAAUUUAUUUUAAGUAAACACUUUUACAAAUAUUUCUAAACAUAGAAUAACUCGCAAAGAUAUACAUAAUUUAAAUGUUUUCAAUUCUACAUCAUCAUUUGAAUUGUUGACCUUUAAGACUUAAAAGUUUUUUUUUCCUUAAAGCAAGCUACUUUCAGAGGAGCCAGAAUUGAGGCAAAUUUUCAAAUUUUACCUUUACUUUUAAGUAAUAAUUUCAAUGUUUUCGCGAAUGUUGGUGGCCGCUAGCUUGUUUGUUACCUGUUCAAACAGUAUUCUGAUUAGCACUUCAUAAGAAAUUCUUACCUGCUCCAAUCAAUAUUGAUUAAAAAGUAAAUUUAACAAAUAUAAGUAGAAAUACUUACUUUCAUCACAAUAUUAGCAGAUGCAAUUUGGUUUGUAAAUUUAUAUAUUUAGUUCCCGACUGACAUUUAUUAUUCUCAAUACAUUAAAACUCGAGCUGGUCUUAUGAAUCAUUCCAACAUGAUGUGUGAAUCCGCAUGUAACAGUUUUCUAUAACAU
Molecule: messenger RNA, 1470 nt
Organism: Papilio xuthus (Asian swallowtail)
Lineage: Eukaryota; Metazoa; Arthropoda; Insecta; Lepidoptera; Papilionidae
Gene: Sec22
Product: vesicle-trafficking protein SEC22
Exons: 5
Coding region: 173-826 (217 amino acids)
Biological process (GO): retrograde vesicle-mediated transport, Golgi to endoplasmic reticulum; endoplasmic reticulum to Golgi vesicle-mediated transport
Molecular function (GO): SNAP receptor activity
Source: RefSeq, a predicted model, not a curated record